This is a messenger RNA of Amoebophrya sp. A25, 426 nucleotides long. The record is from the annotation of a GenBank genome assembly. NCBI's taxonomy places the organism in Eukaryota, Dinophyceae, Syndiniales, Amoebophryaceae.
CAGAACUCCCGGACAAUAGAGUGCGCCUAUCACGUUGAAAAACCGGCGGUGGCAAAUGUACAGUCCCUUAUGGCUUCCAGUCUCUAAUUCCACAGCUAGAUUUCAUGAUUAUGUAGUACCAUAGUAGAAUAUGAAUCUAGUACCAUUUACUAGUGACUAGAAAGAAAGAGAUGCUGUCUACUACAAGAGCAACAAGAUGGUUCAAGCUCAUUUAUGAUCCGUAGAGUCUACUACUUCCUCGUUGCGCACUUGUGAUCAUGGGCAAAAGACGUCAAAAAUGUUGGUACUUUCAUUGGUGUUCUCGGCGCUACGACCAUGACGUUUCGUCGUGGUUUUUCAGCCAGUGAUGAUGGCUACACCUUUCUGGACCUUCCGGAGGAACCGAUGGAUUUUCGGUUUCGUAUCUCCCGACAGACGAGAGCAGAC